Molecule: messenger RNA, 1333 nt
Organism: Salarias fasciatus (jewelled blenny)
Lineage: Eukaryota; Metazoa; Chordata; Actinopteri; Blenniiformes; Blenniidae
Gene: dnajc8
Product: DnaJ (Hsp40) homolog, subfamily C, member 8
Exons: 9
Coding region: 29-781 (250 amino acids)
Cellular component (GO): nucleus
Source: RefSeq, a predicted model, not a curated record
AUUACGUCACACGUAGAGCAGGGAGAAAAUGGCGUCCGCCGGGGGAGAGCCUUCCACUCCGAGUGUGUCGGAUGAAUUAUUUCAGAAUUUCUACACGGAGGUGAAGCAGAUUGAGAAAAGAGACUCUGUGUUGACCUCCAAGCAGCAGAUUGAAAGAUUGCUCAGACCUGGUUCAUCAUAUUUCAAUCUCAACCCUUUUGAGGUGCUGCAGAUUGAUCCAGAAGCAACAGAUGAUGAACUGAAAAAAAGAUUCCGGGCGUUGUCCAUCUUGGUCCAUCCAGACAAAAAUCAGGAUGACCCAGACAGAGCACAGAAAGCCUUCGAAGCGGUGGACAAAGCAUACAAACUCCUCCUGGACCCAGAGCAGAAAAAGAGAGCUUUAGAUGUAAUCCACGCAGGGAAGGAAUAUGUGGAGCAUAAUGUAAAAGAGAAAAAGAAGCAGCUGAAAAAGGAGGGGAAAUUACAGGAUGUAGAGGAAGACGAUCCCGAAAUGUUCAGACAGGCUGUUUACAAACAGACCAUGAAGCUGUUCGCAGAGCUUGAAAUCAAGAGGAAGGAAAGGGAAGCAAAGGACAUGCACGAAAGGAAAAGGGCCCGAGAGGAGGAAAUCGAGGCAGCAGAGAAAGCAAAGCGAGAGAGAGAAUGGCAGAAAAACUUUGAGGAAACCAGAGAUGGACGCGUGGACAGUUGGAGGAACUUCCAGGCCAAGGGCAAAACUAAAGAGAAGAAGAACAGGUCCUUCCUCAAACCCCCGAAAGUCAAGAUGGAGCAGAGGGAAUGAUGCUGCAAAGUUGGGACUUUAUUAGCUUAAAAUUCACUGUUGUGCGUCCCCCCCCCCCCCCCCCCCCCCCCCUCCCCUCCCCUCCUCGAUGUCAGCAGUCAGCUGUUUAAUCGUCAUUGCACAGUCAUCGGGAUCCUGGUUGUGUCACAACACCUUCGCCCUGACAAAACGUAGUUUUGUACUUGGUUUUCUAAUGUACAUAUCCGAGAGAGAGAGCCUACCUGCCUCAAGUGAGGAACACAACUGAUGCAUCUUCCACUUGUAAGUGAUGAGGAAUGUGUGUUUGUCCGUUUUUUUUUUUCUUUUUUUUUUAAAUAAAGCUUGGUCUUAACAUGCCUACUUGUUCUACGAAGCUGAGAGGAAGGAAGGUGACGAUGUGUUGGAGGAGUUAUAUGUGAUUGUGGAUCGCUCCUCCGUGACAGUAUUUCUGAACGGGCUCUCAGAAAUGUUCAUCUGUCUCAAGUCGACAUAAAAAUGUAUUUAGUUUUGAUACCCCUGGUCUGCAUGUCAAAAAUGUAUUUGUUAAAAUACUGUAAAUAAAAACGACAAACA